Molecule: messenger RNA, 2064 nt
Organism: Aspergillus clavatus NRRL 1
Lineage: Eukaryota; Fungi; Ascomycota; Eurotiomycetes; Eurotiales; Aspergillaceae
Product: putative Ste20-like serine/threonine protein kinase
Exons: 4
Coding region: 1-2064 (687 amino acids)
Biological process (GO): protein phosphorylation
Molecular function (GO): protein kinase activity; ATP binding
Source: RefSeq, a predicted model, not a curated record
AUGGAAGGAAUGGUAGAUCCAGAAACCAUCUACAUGAGACAGAACUGCAUCGGUGGUGGAAGCUUUGGACGAGUUUACAAGGGUGUCGAUAAGCGUACAGGAACGUCCGUCGCAAUCAAAAUCAUUGAUGUCGAAAAUGCCGAAGAUGAAGUUGAAGACAUCAUUCAGGAGAUUGCCAUUUUGUCGGAACUUGAUUCGCCAUACGUGACGAAAUAUCAUGGCUCCUUUCUCAAGGGCUCCCACUUGUGGAUCAUCAUGGAAUUCUGCUCUGGAGGAAGUUGCAGCGACCUACUCCGUCCGGGGCCAAUCCCAGAGGAAUAUAUCACAAUCAUCAUGAGAGAACUGUUGCGCGGCCUGGAUUAUUUGCAUAAUGACAAAAAGCUGCACCGUGACGUGAAAGCUGCCAAUAUCCUCCUCACUUCUAACGGCCAGGUGAAGCUCGCGGAUUUUGGUGUCUCAAGCCAACUCUCAGCCACGAUGACAAAGAAAAAUACCUUCGUGGGAACCCCGUUCUGGAUGGCUCCAGAAGUCAUCAAACAGUCGGGAUAUGAUUAUAAAGCUGAUAUCUGGUCUCUGGGAAUCACCGCCAUAGAGUUGGCUCUUGGCGAACCACCUUACUCUGAUAUCCAUCCGAUGAAGGUCUUGUUCUUGAUCCCAAAGAAUGCUCCUCCCACACUGCAGGGGCCGUUCAGCAAGACGUUCAAAAAUUUUGUCGAAUUGUGUUUGCGGCGUGACCCAAGAGAGAGACCUUCAGCCAAGGAAUUACUGGAGCAUCCAUUUGUGAAGCGGGCAAGGAGAACGACAUAUCUCACUGAAUUGAUUGAGCGCUUCGAGGGCUGGCAGAUUCGCAGUGGCGUCCAGGUUGCUGGGGCAGAUGAGGAAUAUUUACAAGAGCCUCUGUCUGGUAAGAAAGACACCGAACAUGAGGAAGACUUGUGGGACUUUGGCACAGUUCGCCCUGCCGGACGCACAUCAGCUUUGAACCAUUUGAAAGCGUCGGGUGCAAACGCGAGGAAUCAUGAUCAUGCAGAACGAUCAAUCCCGGGCGAGCAUCGCGAAGAGAAAUUGAAACCAAGCUACUUUCAGCCAGACUCACCGAAAAAGAGAGGCUCUGCUCCUGUGACUAGUGCAUCUCCCACUAAGGUCCCAUUGCCCCCGUCGCCAGUGAAACAGAAAGCUGCAGACGUCAGACCCCCACAAACCCCUACACGCGCUCAGAAACCAGUUGCUGGGAAACCUAAAGAGAGCCCUAGCACAAGCGAGUACAACAGAGCUCUACAACAGUCUCUAGCACAGGAUUCAGUGUUUCUUCAACUCGACCUUUCGCCAAGCAGCUCAUCAGGUCAACCAAAGCAUCGAACCGGCGCUUCAGCCGCACCGAAAGACGUGUCGUUUCAUGAGCGAAAGCCACCUCCUACUCCUUCAAAAUACACCGAACAAAAACCUUCCACAAAAGUGGAGGUUCGAUCUGAACAACAUCCUCACUAUCUCCCACAUCCACGUCCUCCACCCACCCCAAAGCAUACCUCAUCCCAGCCGCCUCGACCGAAACACACAACACGCCCCAUGGACGACCCCAACAACCCGUUUCGUCAUUUCGCCCCCAGGCCGCUUGAUGCUCAGAUCCAGGACACUGAACUAAUAUUGACCAGAGAUCCUGAUCUCGAAGCAGUCACGCCUCUCACCAGUGUUAUCAUCCCCGCUCUGAAAGCUGCUGUACGUCGCCGUGCGGGUCAGACAGAACUUAUUGCACGCCAGGCUAUGCUGCAUAGUGGCGAAGAUCCAGAGAAGCUUUUCGAGAUUGAUGCCACUCGCAAAUACGUUCAGGAGAUGGUUGAAAGCAUUGUCAACGAUCUCGUCCUUUCGUUCUCUCGCCUUGACGGUUGGGAUAACGAAUCGCCGGUUGGAAUGGGCUCGGGCGUCGUUUCGUUCCUUGAGGGCUUCCUCGAGGAGAUUCUCGUUCGUAUUGAGCUUCCUGUGGACGGUGAGGACGAGAAAGGUAAACAAACAGAGACCUCCGACACGUCCAACGCAUCUAUCACGGCCAAUGCAUCUACGACCUGA